Messenger RNA from Alternaria arborescens, 624 nucleotides. RefSeq lists its product as hypothetical. The transcript has a single exon. The record is from RefSeq and is a predicted model, not a curated record. The coding region runs from base 1 to 624 and encodes 207 amino acids. Lineage: Eukaryota; Fungi; Ascomycota; Dothideomycetes; Pleosporales; Pleosporaceae.
AUGGGAGAUGAAGAGGAACCACAAGUUGCUGGCAUCUUUGGUGUCAAUUUCCAUCACAGCCUUCGACAGCAGGGAGAUGGAUCGGAUACCGACGCAGAUGAGUCGGAGGAAGCCCGGAAUGACGAGAUGCCAGUUGUUCAUGAAAAGGCGGAGCAGGCAGACGAUUAUUCUCUAUCCGAUAUGCCUACACCAAGCAUUAGAGAGAGCAGUUCUUUCACACUUGACCCACGGGCAACGACAAAAACUGCUGGGUUCGAACAGCAGGCGACAUCGAAGUCGCUCCCUAGCCGGUCAAGCCUUGAGCUGGCUACACCUAUGAUGAGCACUCCUCGCUUCGCACCACCUUUCUCGGCACGCUCUUUCAGUUCCUUUGGUGAUGUUGGGGGUCAUCGCUGCAGCGGUAUCUCUCUAUCAGCUCUUGCUAGGGUUAGCAUUCGUAAUGCGCCCACAGUUUCGAGCCCUCCGCCACUGGCAACAGCGGCAACUCCACCUCGCACGGCUACCUCACAAGCUGCGCUUUGCUUCUCUAGCCCUGGUUGGAUGCUGAGGGCGCAGAGUGAUGACGACGACGACGACUUGCCUGACACGGAUCAAGGAGAACAGUUUAGCGACGACUCUGACUAG